This is a messenger RNA of Diceros bicornis minor, 1035 nucleotides long. RefSeq names its product PIH1 domain containing 1 (gene PIH1D1). Bases 83 to 955 code for a protein of 290 amino acids. Gene Ontology annotation, biological process: box C/D snoRNP assembly; rRNA processing. The record is from RefSeq and is a predicted model, not a curated record. Lineage: Eukaryota; Metazoa; Chordata; Mammalia; Perissodactyla; Rhinocerotidae. Gene Ontology annotation, cellular component: R2TP complex; ribonucleoprotein complex; cytoplasm. The transcript is spliced from 10 exons.
AGAGAGAUACCGCGGAGGAAAAGGCAGCGCCGGCCUGGCAGGCCCUCACCAGUGCGCAUGCGUGGCUCUCGGGGACGGGACCAUGGCUGACUCGAGGCUGCUGGUGCCGGAGCUAAACGAGGCAGAGACGAUGGGCGCUGAGGCGGCGCGUUUCGAGGAGCUGCUGCUGCAGGCAUCCAAGGAGCUCCAGCAAGCCCAGACAAGCAGACCAGAAUCAACACAGAUCCAGCCUCAGCCUGGUUUCUGCGUGAAGACCAACUCUUCGGAAGGGAAGGUUUUCAUCAACAUCUGUCACUCUCCCUGCAUCCCUCCUCCGGCUGACGUGACCGAGGAUGAGCUGCUUCAGAUGCUGGAGGAGGACCAAGCCGGGUUUCGCAUCCCCAUGAGUCUGGGAGAGCCUCAUGCUGAACUGGAUGCAAAAGGCCAGGGUUGUACCGCCUACGACGUAGCUGUCAACAGCGACUUCUACCGGAGGAUGCAGAACAGCGAUUUCUUGCGAGAGCUCGUGGUCACCAUCGCCAGGGAGGGCCUUGAGGACAAAUACGGCCUGCAGCUGAAUCCAGAGUGGCGCAUGUUGAAGAACCGGGCUUUCCUCGGCUCCAUCUCCCAGCAAAAUAUCCGGUCCCAACAGCGUCCUCGGAUCCAGGAGCUGGGGGACGUGUACACACCCGACUCCCUCAGACCUGAGGAAGGCCCUGAGAAGCCUCACCUGAACCUUUGGCUGGAAGCCCCUGACCUCCUCUUGGCGGAAAUUGACCUCCCCAAACUGGAUGGAGCUCUGGGGCUGUCGCUGGAGAUUGGAGAGAACCGCCUGGUGAUGGGGGGCCCCCAGCCGCUGUACCGUCUGGAUGCCUACAUCCCCCUGCGGAUCAACUCUGACCAGAGCAAGGCGGCCUUCCAUCGGAAGAGAAGGCAAUUGAUGGUGGCGAUGCCCCUUCUGUCGGUGCCUUCUUGACCGGGUAUCUCCCUAUGCUUCCAAGUGGGGAGAAGAGGCUGGUAGCUUCUUUAAAAUUGAAAUAAAAGAUUUUUGCCUUC